Molecule: messenger RNA, 5007 nt
Organism: Cyclospora cayetanensis
Lineage: Eukaryota; Apicomplexa; Conoidasida; Eucoccidiorida; Eimeriidae
Exons: 16
Coding region: 1-5007 (1668 amino acids)
Biological process (GO): retrograde transport, endosome to Golgi; Golgi to vacuole transport
Cellular component (GO): GARP complex
Molecular function (GO): syntaxin binding
Source: RefSeq, a predicted model, not a curated record
AUGGUGGCAAGAAGUAAUGCCACAGCAUGCAACGCAUGCAUCUUCCCAGUCUUGGCGGACGAGCAGAUUCAAGAUCGUGUGUCUGAGAGAGCUCAUGCAAUAACGCAUAGCACUGCUGCGUUGAUCCCGCACGCGGCGGUUGCCCCAGGUGUCACGGCGAAGAAGGGUCCUCCAAUAGCAGAGGAAGCAGCGCAGGGCGCUGUUACCAGCACUUCUGCAUUUUCCUUCCUGAAUUCAGAUAGUGGCAACGUCAGCAGCUCGUACAGCGCGCACCAUGGCAGUCCCAGUACAGCCCUUUGCGGCAGUGGCACGAGCACGAGCACCAGCACCUGCAGCAGUAGCCGCAGGGGUCUUAGCCAUGUGGUUGUGCUCGAACACGCAGACACCCCCUACAGAAUCCACCCAUUUGAAAAGCUCGCCUCAGAACCUGGUUCUGCUCCUGCGAGGGGCCAAAAGAGACGCUCCCGACGCUCCGAAUCUUCAGUGUCUCCGGGUGCCUCCCCUGUUGUCGAGAAAACAGGGAAGCCUUCCCUGUUUUCUCCCGCUGCUGCUUCAGCGAAGUCAAGCGCAGCGCUUCGUUGGAGCGAGGCUGGUACUUUCACGACUGGCGCGAGCGAGUUCGUUGACGCCUCAGAAGUACUGGCACCCGAGACGCACAAGAGGAAUUUGCAGGAGAUCGAAAACGCUCAGCACAUUAGUGCAGUAGUAAACGUCGCAGCAGGACUGCAAGGCGCUGCUGCGUCGCUUGUUCAGCAGCAGCAGAGUGGAGGCUUAUUCGGAACCUUUGCUAGUGGUAGCAGCAGCCUGGGAACGGCAGACAGCAGCAGCUUUAUGCCGCUGUUGUUGUUGGGGGGUGAGCAGCAGCAACAGCACCAGCAGCGUAUCCGUGUUGCGGACUUUGAACGUUUCUUCUCUUCUCUCUCCGACGAUCUCGCGCGUUUUGAACGCAACAGUUGCAGCAGCAAGAGCGGUAGCAAAGCGAUUAGCAACGCUACGUUUGAGUGCAGUCUCAGCAGUCCCGCCGUUGAUUUGCUCGUAGGGGGUAUCGGACUGCCUGCGCAGCCUCUCAUAGAGCAGCAGGAGGCGCAGCAUCACCAGAAGAAGCUUCUGCAGGACCGCCAGCAGUUGUUGCUAAAGCAGCUGUUGCAGGAGAUGCCCUCUGUGUUCUUCAGUGCCUCCUUUGAUGUCUCACAGCUCCUCUCCAUCGACUCUCACCAGCUCCCUAAGCAGCUUGCAAAGCUAUCGGACUGGCUGGAUAAGGUAGAAUCUGGACUGGUGCUUCUCUUUCCUCCGUUCUCCUUCUUCGAUUCCUCCAUUCGGAAUAUACACCGCAUGCAGCAGCAGGCACAGCGCCUGGUCACCUCGUGUCACGAGCUCAGAGAGGAGUUGCUGCAAGUCCGCUCACGCGGCGUUGAGUUGGGCUUGCAGGUUCUUUCGCUUUCCAAACAGCGCCAGCGACAAUGUGUGCUGUACCGACAACUGGAGUCUCUGCAGUCUUUAGGGGCUCUCUGUUCCUCGAUUCCGUUGCUCCUGCAACUGCGGGAUUGGCGGACUGCUGCCUUGCUGCUGCACAGUGCGGAAGAGCUGCUGUCUCCUGAUCUGCUGCGGCUUACUGCCGUGCAGCAGCUAAAGGCACAGGUUAACGAGGAUCGACAGCGCCUCAAGACUGCGAGCCAGUCGGCGUUCGUCUCGGAGUCGCUACACUUCUUUUUUGCGCAGCAGCAAAGAGAGGGUCGCGAUUUCGUUGACGGAGAUCUCUUGGAACGCACACUUAUCACCACCAAGCCGUGUCACCAUCUCCCUGAUGCCACGACUGGAAGACCUGCAGGCGCAGGCAGUUGGUUCUGGACGCAGUGUACACUGUUGCCUGGAAUCUUAGAAGGGCGAGCUCUUUAUGACCCUUCUUCCAAUCGCUGGCUGUUGAGGCUUCCUUCUACUGCAGUGGCGGCUGCAGCUGCUGCCGCAGGGAACUCUGCCGUUGAGGAGAAAACGGGGGCUGAUUCAAUGGCGGCUCACGAGUCCUUUGGAGGAGCACGAAUUUCGGAGAAAAGCAGCGGCACAUGGGUAUCAACUUCGUCCUCGUUCGCUGCUGCCUUGUUUAACCAAGCGGCACUUCAGAUUUACGGGCAGUACGCCGAGGGAUGGGCAUCAGCCUGCAGGCUCGACGAGGAGCAGCAGGAGCUCCCGCAGCAGCGGGGAGGGGAAAAUGCGGGCUUUGCAUGGGAAGAGAGAAUCUGCGCGGAGAUCGGAGCGGAGUCCAGCCUGAGUGCUGCCCUCGAGAUUCUGUUGCCCUUUGGGCUGCUGCAGCGGUCCCUGCUGCAACUGCGCCAGCGGCUUCCGUCGUUUUGCCGAGACUUCAUGAGACGCACCAUAGUCUUGCUCUUAAGCAAAAGGGGAGCGCUGCAACAGCCGCUGGAAUGUAAACACAAAGACGUGCAGCAGGAUUUGCAGCGGGAUCUGCAGCAACAAAACAAGCUCGAUGGCAGUCCGGCUGGAGCAGAUUCGAAAGGGCAACUAACCGCGUCUCCCACCGCUGUAGCGCCAUCCGACGAUGUAGUAGCGGCCACACCACAGGCAGGGGUAAAGGCCAAAUCUGGAGCCUCGGAGGAUUUAAAUACACAGCCAGACCUCAUGGACGGAAGGCAAGAAGCCUUCACACCCUCGGAAAAAGCGCAGGCGCCUGACCACAGGCCAGAGGGGCAGCAGCAGAAGCAGCGCCUCCGUGCGGCUCAGUUGUCUGCUGCGUUAGCGGCUCUGAGCCACGGGGAGUUUUGUAGCGUCUUCCGAGAUGUCUGCAGCCACGUUCUUUCUGUCGCCUGCCGCUUGGAAACGUGGGUGUCCUUCGUGCUGCUUCGCUCCGCCGAGUUUGGCACUUACCGGCUGUCUCUUCAAGAGGGUCAACUGCGCCAGGACGAAGGAGAUGCUGCAGACACAGACGAUGCCGCUAAGCUGUUUCAGCGUGCAGACUCGCUCACACGCGACUGGCGAGUUGUUGCAGCAGCCCUCGUGCGUGUGGCGGAGGCUUUGGGGUGUCUUUACGCCGUGCAGCAGCGCCUGCGGACGCGCGUAGCACAAAUCUUGCUGCAGUCCCUCAACGUUACGGUUCUCCUCCUGCAGCAACAGCAACAGCAGCAGAACCAGUGCACUAUGACGGAUUCUGCCAGCAGCAUGAGCCACAGCAGCCAUGCGACUGGCAACGGAGCUGCCGUAGCUGCAGCCGCUGCAUCUUUACAUGGCCAGCAGCCGGUUUUUUUCGGGGAAUGCAGCGGCGUCCUGGAGGAAGCCCAUGCAGCGAGAAUCCUGCAGCUGGAUGUGCUUCUUCGCAAGGAAACGUGGGAGAAGCAGCCGCUGCAGCAAUCCCUUGCGGAACCCCUUGCAGAGCUUCUACGUUUUGCUUCGGUUCCAACACCUUCUGCAGAAGGAGCAGCCGCACAACAAGAAAAACAUAGAGCAGCAGAGAGCACCGAUAACGCGCAACAUCAUAAGGAAUUCCUACAGGGCACCACAGGAGACGUCCUGUCGGCUGCUGACACUCCGUCUCGGAUAUGCGCUGCCUCUAUCUCUAUUGGAGCCCAGGGAAUUCUUCUCGAAGGAGAAAACUUUGCUGCUACCCCGUCAGCUCUCGUUGCUCUCGCACUGGUCCGUGACUACCUCUCUCUUGCAGCUUGGCUGCCCUCCCUACAGUCUGCCGUUUUUUCUUCCCUCUCCAGCUUCCUCCUGCACUUUGCUCGGGUGUCUGUACACCUCACGGUGGAGGGCGGUGCGGUCCAGCAGGGGCGGUUACAACGCAUUACAGCAGGCGCGCUUGCGAGGGUGGCGCGAUCUUUUGACUGUAUCCUCUUUUUUGUUGACCGGCUUGCGGAAAAAGUCGAUCGGCAGCAGCGCGAGCAUCAGCAGCAGCAUCAGCAUCAGCAGCAGCCACAACAACAGCCUGAGAGUGAAGAGACGAGCAGGCCGCCGCAGAGACAGCUCCUCUCGGUUCUGCAUGUGACAAGUACUACGCAGCAGCCGGAUGUUCAGCGGGCAACGGCAGCAGAAGCGCAGCAACAACCUUGUCAUCAACACACAGAACUGAAAGACGCUGCCACGGCAUUCCUUCACCUCGUGCGAAGAGAAGAGCAACGCAGCGCGACCACAUUAUCAUCCGAUCCAUUACGUGCAGCACAAGCAGCGGCUGCGGCGGCUGCCGUGGCAGGAGAGGAACUAAAAGACGGAACGUGCCAUUUCAUCCCUCCACUGGCGCCUUUACAGGCGGUGCGUGCAGUGUCUAGACACCUCGGCCUCGUAACCUCCGGAGUUCAGAGUGGAACCGUCUUGCAGAGGCUGCAGCAAGCAGCGAAAGGCAUUGCACACAGCAAGUCAUUGGUAUUUGACAAGCUGGUGGCGAUCCUCGUGGACCGCUUUGAGUAUCAUGCAACGCUCUGGGUGUCAUCAUCACAUCCCCCAGUUCCAGAAGCGCCUACCGGCAGCACCGAUGGUGUCCAGCCGCAGAAGAAAGAGCUGCCUUUGCCGCACCAAGCGCUGCGCGAGCUGGUUAAAGACAUUUCUUCAAUGCACCGGGUUCUGGUGAAAGUGCUUCCUCUUGAGUGUACCAGCCGCCUCUUCGCCUUGGCCUUUCACGCGAUGGCGGAGGUGUUCUGUACGAAGCUGCAGCAGCAGCAAAAGCAAGGCUUUGCUGCCGCCGCUCCCGGUAAUGCCGCUCAGGACCAAGCCAAACGGGGUGGUGCACAGGUGGGCACGCCCUACUCGGCUGACGAAAAAGGCGUUUCAUGUGAUGCUGCUGCUUCCGCCGACGUGGGAGGGGCUGCUGCUGGAGGUAGGUUGUGGAGCCUAGGAGACAGGCUAUGUGUAGACUGCAUUUGCCUAUUUGAAAGCCUGAAGGGCCUUGGCUCUUUGGAAGGGCCUCUGUCUCUGUGGGUAAAAGAUUUGGCGAGUGCGUGCGCCAGAGUGGCGCCCCCGUCAAACGAUGUACAGGAACUCUUCGCCGCUGCUCUACCGCCUCACUGA